This is a messenger RNA of Danio rerio (zebrafish), 1835 nucleotides long. It is a transcript of the gene dmrt1, whose product is annotated as doublesex and mab-3 related transcription factor 1. Gene Ontology annotation, biological process: regulation of DNA-templated transcription. Gene Ontology annotation, molecular function: sequence-specific DNA binding. Gene Ontology annotation, cellular component: nucleus. Lineage: Eukaryota; Metazoa; Chordata; Actinopteri; Cypriniformes; Danionidae. The record is from RefSeq and is marked validated.
CAGCUUUCUCCGAUGGAGCUCAAGACUCUGUGUCCAUCAGCUCGAUGAUCAACGCUGAGAACAAGCUGGAGUGUGAAAGCAGUUCAGAGUCUGGAAGCUUCUCAGUCGACUCCAUCAUAGAGGGGGCCACCAAAUGAAAGACCAUCUCCAGCUGCCAGUUACAACAACUUGAAUUUUUUGUUAAAUGAGAAGUUACUGUUAUUUUCAGCCAAAUGUGUAAUGAUUCUGUAACCAACAUGUUUCCAAUAAUACUGAUCAGGUUGAUCACAGUGCUGUUUUUUUUCUCUUUUUAGGGGUCGUUCUAUAAGGUUUUGACUUUUAUUGUUAACUCGAUUGUUGUCAUCGAUGACAAGAAAUGCUGUUUACAUAGUUUACUAAUAUGUUUCACACAGUUUGAUAGCUUAGCUUUGUUCACUUUACUGCUGCAGAUUUUAAAGGUUAAAAUGAUUUACUUCCACUAUCUAGAAGAACACUAUUGAAAGAAAUGGCAGAGCAGAACGAUUUACUGUCGCACAUCAGUUGAAGCUCAAUAUUGCUGUCAUUGGCCUAAUGGAUAAUCUAACUUCCUUCCCGCGACCUUCAUGAUGCAAUCUAUAUGAGGGCUUUUCCAGCAUCUCCAUGCUGUUGUGGGACUAGUUGGGUUAGAAGAGAUACUAUUAAAUUAUGCUUCAAUCUCGCAGCGGAUGGCUUGUUUAUUUAUGGCCAUCACUAAAGGACAUCAUUUAACUUUUGAUGAUUUGCAUCUAGCCCGAUCCUAUACCCGAUCCAGCUAAUGUGCUCGACUCUUCCGAGCUUUCUUUGUAUAAUAUGGAGCUGUGCCCUUGAUUUUAAUGCUGUUGGCAGAGAUAGUGUCCUUAGUCGAGUCAUGAAUGAAUGGCAAAGGAGAAGAGGGACAAAAACUUUGUUUUCUUUCAGACUCUGUUUGUUGCAGGGGUUUGUAAUGACAGUGCAUUUAACUACAAAUGUGGCCAUGUUCAGUAUUUUGAAUGAAACAAAGUGUUAAAUGUUUUGGGAAGGCAUUCAAAGUGCAAUCUGUUUUUAAGUUUUGCAUUUGUUUUUAUAAUAGAGAGCUUUGUUUUUAAGAUUUGACAGUAAGUACUACUUUUGCACUUCUUUCUGUACUGGAACUCAGUAUUAUGUAGAUGGUUCACCAAAAAAAGAAAUGUGCUGUCAAUUUUCUCACUCUAAGGCCAAGAUGUAGGUUAAUCUUUCUUUGGCAUGAUUAAUUAGAUGCAAGUAAGUAGCUGUUGAUACUUUAAAAGUAAAAAAAAAAGACAAUUGGCUACUGACAAUACAUAGUUCUGUGGAAGAAAAAUACAUACAUUUACAUUGAUGGAACAUUAAGAACCACAGGUAAAAAUAUUUAGUCUUUCUAUGUAUUUGUCAAACUCUCCAAGUGCCAGUAGGCAUUGACUUGUAUUUAUGAUUCACUAAGUACCUGAGUCAUCUCGAAUAGCCUGAGUGUGAGCAAUUUAACAGUCAAUUUCUUUUUGGGGUGAAUUAUCACUUUAUUGUGUAGCAAGCCAAGACAAAAAUUAAUUCAUUCAUGUUUUUUUUCUAAAGAUAACUAAAAAUGUAAUUAGAAAAUGCACAUAUUCAACAGUUUGCACUGUUUAGUAAGACUAACAGUUAAUUAAUUUGUUCAUUUGUUUUCCACACUCUGGUUUUGUGUUAACUCACCCACUGUUUCACCGGUGAGCUCUCAUUCACCAACACCAUGCUGUUACAAAAAUUUUAUUUGUUAUCAUUACAAAACAAGACCAAAGCUAAUUUGCAAUGGUUGUGUGCUUAUCUUCUUAUGUUCAGUGGAAAUAAAAUCAUUAUUGAUGACUGAC